This is a messenger RNA of Cutaneotrichosporon oleaginosum, 660 nucleotides long. RefSeq lists its product as uncharacterized. Gene Ontology annotation, molecular function: glutathione disulfide oxidoreductase activity. Gene Ontology annotation, biological process: cellular response to oxidative stress. NCBI's taxonomy places the organism in Eukaryota, Fungi, Basidiomycota, Tremellomycetes, Trichosporonales, Trichosporonaceae. Gene Ontology annotation, cellular component: nucleus; cytoplasm. The record is from RefSeq and is a predicted model, not a curated record.
GAUCCCGCACUCCUUUAACUCGCGCUGACCAAUGCUCCUCACCACCACCCGCAUCGUCGCCACCGUCCCACGACUUAUCACUCGCCGUCCCCCCUCUCCACUUGUCAAAAUAGGCUCCUCAUUCUCUACCCAAGUCGACCCCGCUAAGAUGGGUGCUGCAAAGGACUUUGUUGAGCGCGAGAUCAAGGCGCAUGAUGUGCUCGUGUUUUCCAAGUCGUACUGCCCGUACUGCCGCAGCGCCAAGAACAUCCUGCACCAGUACACGGACGCCAUGAAGGUCUACGAACUCGACGAGAUGGACGACGGCGCCGACAUCCAAGCCUACCUCGCCGAGCGGACCGGGCAGCGCACCGUGCCAUCCAUCUGGCUCAAACAGCAGUUUAUCGGCGGCAACAGCGACUUGCAGGCGCUUUCGGCCGCCGAGAUCAAGAAGCGUAUCCAGGGAUAGAGUAGAGUUAUUAGAUAAAUCUUGUGAGGACGAAGUGGGGACGGAGGGCCGAUCCGGAACGUCGAUGGACAUGUGACGGAGAUCAGAGGAGGAGAAGGGGGGAACGGGGCAGGGAUCGGAGAUCGGCACGCCGCCCAUGACCAUCGCCGUGAGCCAGAUGCUCCAGAUGCAGAUGCCUUGCCAUGCCAGAAUUUCUGACCAGAGAUGUACAG